Syngnathoides biaculeatus (alligator pipefish) is the source of this 2345-nucleotide messenger RNA. RefSeq names its product GTP-binding protein 2-like. The coding region runs from base 251 to 2137 and encodes 628 amino acids. Gene Ontology annotation, molecular function: GTPase activity; GTP binding; translation elongation factor activity. The record is from RefSeq and is a predicted model, not a curated record. NCBI's taxonomy places the organism in Eukaryota, Metazoa, Chordata, Actinopteri, Syngnathiformes, Syngnathidae. The transcript has 12 exons. Gene Ontology annotation, biological process: translational elongation.
UUUUUUUAAAGAGCAGUUUGUCAAACAUAACAACGAACAUUCCAGCAAUGUGAAAAUUUAUAUGCAAGUCGAGCCGAGAUGGGCCCGCGAACUUGAGAGGAAUUCCGACUCAGUUGCCGGGGUAACCGAGCUCAGUACCGGAACGAGCACGCGUCCAAAAGCAUAACAAAAAACGAAGACGCCCCGAGUUCCGGGCCGGGCCUGUACUUCGGCGGUCCGCCACUCGCCGCGACUCCAGAGACCAGAUGAGAUGCCGGCAAGAACAUUAGCCGCCUAUCCUCACAAGGGUCGCCGGACUGCUGGAGCCCGUCCCAGCUGUCAACGAGCAGGAGGCAGGGUACACCCUGAACCGGUCGCCAGCCAAUCACAGAGCACAUCGAGACAGACAACAGUCGCACUCACAAUCGCACCGAGAGUGUCCGAUGAAUGUUGCAUGUUUUGGGGAUGUGGGAGGAAGCCGAACGCCCGGAGAAAAGCCAAGCGGGCACGGGGAGAACGUGCAAACUCCGGUCCUCAGAACUGCCAGGCUGAAGAAGGAAACGUGGAAUACAAGCUGAAGCUGGUGAACCCCAGCCAGUACCGCUUCGAGCACCUGGCCACGCAGCUCAAGUGGCGCCUGCAGGAGGGCCGCGGCGAGGCCGUCUACCAGAUCGGCGUGGAGGACAACGGGCUGCCGGUGGGCCUGAGCCGCGCCGACAUGGCCGCCUCCGUGGGGACCCUGCGCAAGAUGGCCGACAAGGUGGGCGCCGACAUCGCGCUGCUCCGGGAGAGGCGGGUGGACUCGGACGCCGGAGGAGGCGGGCGCAGGAUCGCCGAGGUCCUGGUGCGCAAGGUGCCCGACGACCAGCAGUUCCUGGACCUGCGCGUGGCCGUGCUCGGCAACGUGGACUCGGGCAAGUCCACGCUGCUGGGCGUGCUGACGCAGGGCGAGCUGGACAACGGGCGGGGCCGAGCGCGCCUCAACCUCUUCAGGCACCUCCACGAGAUCCAGACGGGACGCACGUCCAGCAUCAGCUUCGAGAUCCUGGGCUUCGACAGCAGAGGAGAAGUGGUCAACUACAGCGAGUCCCGCAGCGCCGAGGAGAUCUGCGAGACCUCCUCCAAGAUGAUCACCUUCAUCGACCUGGCGGGACACCACAAGUACCUGAAGACCACCGUCUUCGGACUCACCAGCUACUGCCCGGACUUCGCCAUGCUGGUGGUCAGCGCCAACACCGGCGUGGCCGGAACCACCAGGGAGCACCUGGGCCUGGCCAUGGCGCUGAAAGUUCCCAUCUUCAUCGCGGUCAGCAAAGUGGACGUCUGUUCCCGGGUGGGCGUGGAGCGAACGCUCAGACAGCUGGAGAGACUCCUCAAGCAGCCGGGAUGCAACAAGGUUCCGCUCGUGGUCCACACGCCCGACGACGCCGUCGCCGCCGCUCAGCAGUUCGCCCCCGCGGCGUGUGUGACGCCCAUCUUCACACUGUCCAGCGUGUCGGGAAAAGGUCUGGACCUCCUCAAGGUCUUCUUGAAUAUUCUUCCACCCCUCAGCAACAGCAAAGAGCAGGAAGAACUCAUGCAGCAGCUCACCGAGUUCCAGGUAGACGAGAUCUACUCCGUUCCUGACGUUGGCACCGUGGUGGGCGGGACUCUGUACAGCGGGGUGUGCCGCGAGGGCGAGCGCCUGGCGGUGGGCCCCACGGAGGCGGGCGGCUUCCUGCGCGUGAAGGUUCUGUCCAUCCAGCGGAACCGCGCCACCUGCAGGCUGCUGAGGGCGGGGCAGGCGGCCACGCUGGCCCUGGGCAACCUGGACCGGACGCUGCUGCGCAAGGGUAUGGUGAUGGUGAGCCCCAAGAUGAAGCCCAGCGUCUGCCGCCACUUCGAGGCGGCCAUCGUUCUCCUUUUCCACGCCGGAACGUUCCGCCGAGGCUCGCAGGUGACGGCGCACGUGGGCAACGUCAGGCAGACGGCGGUCGUGCAAAGCGUGCACGGGAAGGACGAGCUGAGGACGGGGGAGCGAGCCGUGGUGGCGUUUCGCUUCCUCAAACAUCCCGAGUAUCUUCGGACCGGCGCCAAACUCCUCUUCCGAGAGGGAGUCACCAAGGGCAUAGGACACGUCACCUGUGUCCUGACCGCAGAACACAACCAGAACCACUAGAAUCAGAAGCGCGGGACCGCAACCCAAACCGUCAGAAUCCAGUCAAAUAAAACUCAACAACUGCAGCCGUAGGCAUCGGAAGCAACCACCAGAACCGCUACAACCGACACCGCCAAAGUCACCCAAAUUAGUACUACAACUGCUGGAAUCACAAGAAAAGAAAAAAAAAAAAAAAAAAGAAACCAAUACAACUACCGACCCACCAGAA